AAAUCAAUCUCUUUUUUUUGUGUGUUUUUAUUUAUGAACAACGAUAAAGAUCAACAAGAACGAGUGUCCUUGAAGGACAUGAAAAAGUUUGAAAAAUGGACGAAAUCACUUAAAUACAUCACUGGUUUAGGCAUGACAGAAGUAGAGAAAGAGGACUUUAAAAAGCGUCUUGAAACAGAUCUAGAAGAAUACCAAUGCCAUCAAUGUGAAAUGUGGAGAGAUAAUCUAUUAAAGAAUAGUCCUCCUGUGCGAUUCAUGGUGGAUGAACUCAAAAAGAUCAAUAAACAAAUGGUGAAAGAAGACUUCAAAUGUAUGCCAUGUGACAACACAAGAGCAGGAGGAUUCUCACCUGUAGAUGGUAUCAUGUUGUGUCAAAAUCGACUCGGAUCAAAAACACAUCAGGAGCAUACGAUGGUUCAUGAAAUGGUGCACAUGUAUGAUCAUCACAAAUUCAAAGUGGAUUGGAACAACUUAAAACAUCAAGCUUGCAGUGAGAUUAGAGCAGCCAGUUUAAGUGGGGAUUGUCGUUGGACUAGAGAAUUACAGCGAGGAUUCUUUACUUUUACAAAGCAACACCAAGCCUGUGUCAAAAGAAGAGCCAUCAUUUCAGUUACACAAAAUCCAAACUGUGAAGAUGAAAAAGAUGCUGAAAGAGCUGUUUCAAGCGUAUUUGAGAGUUGCUUUGCAGACACAAGGCCUUUUGAUGAAAUCUAUUAGAGAAAAUAAACUGCUGAGAUCGAAAAUGCUUUAUAAAUGAACUAAACUCUUGGCCCUUUUUUCUUUCUUUCUUGUUAU
Messenger RNA from Gilbertella persicaria, 795 nucleotides. RefSeq names its product metalloprotease ATP23. Gene Ontology annotation, cellular component: extrinsic component of mitochondrial inner membrane. Bases 34 to 717 code for a protein of 227 amino acids. The record is from RefSeq and is a predicted model, not a curated record. Gene Ontology annotation, biological process: mitochondrial protein processing; mitochondrial proton-transporting ATP synthase complex assembly. Gene Ontology annotation, molecular function: metalloendopeptidase activity. The transcript is spliced from 3 exons. NCBI's taxonomy places the organism in Eukaryota, Fungi, Mucoromycota, Mucoromycetes, Mucorales, Choanephoraceae.